Serendipita indica DSM 11827 is the source of this 456-nucleotide messenger RNA. The record is from the annotation of a GenBank genome assembly. NCBI's taxonomy places the organism in Eukaryota, Fungi, Basidiomycota, Agaricomycetes, Sebacinales, Serendipitaceae.
AUGCUCUUCAUCCAUAUGCGCGCAAACCGAGUUGCAAACUCAUCGAAUCUCUUUGAUAUGCUGAAUCGGGCCACAGAAGGAGAUGGUACAAUUACCACACGUGACCUUGGGAUUGUAAUGCGGUCACUGGGAGAGACACCCUCAGAAGCCGAAAUCCAGGACAUGCUCAACGAGAUCGACCCAGACGGAAGUGGCACGAUUAACUUUCCUGAUUUCCUCACAAUGAUGGCACGAAGGAUGAAGGCUGACGACGUGGAAGAUGAAAUCAGACAAGCGUUUGAGGUCUUUGCCAGGGACGGGACUGGGCUUAUCUCUAUUGGCGAGUUGCGACAUAUCAUGAUACACCUUGGAGAGAAAUUAACCGACGAGGAGGCAGACGAGUUGUUGCGAGAGGCAGACGCUGAUGGCGAUGGCUAUAUCAACUAUGAAGAAUUUGCUAAGAUGCUUGGGAAAUAA